GGACGGAUACCUGAAUGACAGUUUCGCCGCGGUAGCGCUUCGGAACGCACCUGCUGUGUGUUCCAAAUUCGAACUCGACAUCGCAUGUUUGGCGCGACGAAAAAUGUUAUUGAUUUAAAAAUUCAAAAAUAGAACGAACUUGUAUGGGAAUGUAAUUAAAAAGUUUAAAGAAUUGCCAGUGUAAAUAAUUGUGUACAUAUUUUUUUUUAUCUACGGCCAUAGUGUACAGUGCGUGUAAUUAGUCUUAUGGUUUAUAAAAUCCUGUGAUAUUAGUAAUAAGUAAAACCAGUGAAAAAGCAGCAACAAGAAUGGUCGGAGCCCCUGAUGUCGUCAAACCCUCAGAUAAGGUUGAAGACCACUCCCCCCACGUCACAGGUAGUCCAGUUUUCACGAUUAGCAAUGACAUUGGUGGCCCUGAUAGCACGUACACCAUGGCUUCUAUAAACGGUGGCGAGCUGAAGAGUCCCGGAGACCCACCAGAUAAGAAGCUCAAUGAUGCGGACGCUGAGAAACAGCCACUGUCAGGGAAAAAAGAAGAAAGAUGGUGGAAUACCCUGAUGCAGGUGGCUGUUCCGUUCUUCAUAGCUGGCUGCGGCACCAUCGGAGCAGGCCUGGUCUUGGGAACUGUCAAGGAUUGGGACGUGUUUGUCAACGUCUCGGCCAUAUUUGUUCUAGUUCCGUCGCUAUCAGGGUUAAAAGGUAACCUGGACAUGUGCCUAGCCUCCCGACUAUCCACGCAAGCGAACCUGGGCAACAUGGAGUCCACCAGGGAAGUCAUCUCCAUGGUUGUCGGCAACAUAUCACUGGUGCAGGUCCAAGCAAUAGUUGCAUCAACAGUGGUGUCGAUAUUCGCCAUCGUGGUCAAUUCCAUCACGGACAGACAAAUCAACGGCAACUAUAUAUUGUUGAUCAUCGCCUCGGCCGUCUUCACUGCCACCACCACUUGUUUUGUGUUAGACUUCGUAAUGGUGAUGGUGAUCUACGGCUCUCACAAGUUCAAGGUGAACCCUGACAACGUGGCGACCCCCCUAGCCGCCUCCAUCGGGGACAUAGUCAGCAACUCAGUGCUUGCUGUCACUGCGCAGUAUAUGUACGAGCAGAUACAGGUAUCACUAUGGCAGCCCAUAGUCCUGAUGUGCGUUUACUAUAGUCUGCUUCCCCUGUGGGUGUUCGUCGUGUACAGAAACAAGUACACCAAGAAGGUGCUGACCACUGGGUGGACUCCAGUUAUCUCGGCACUCUUCAUUAGUGGAAUUGGUGGUAUCGUCCUUGACCAAGCCGUCGACCAGUACCCAGGAUACGAAGUGUUCCAACCAAUCGUCAACGGAAUCGGUGGUAACCUGGUCUGCGUGCAGUCUUCAAGGUUGGCGACACACCUUCACCAAACGGCGAUUCCUGGCGUAUUGCCUGAAAACACAAGGAUAGUUGAAUGGCCCUGGAGGACACUGUUCUUUGGAACUGCAGCGGCUAAGGUGGCUCGUAUGCUGCUGAUGCUGGCCGUCUUCGGUCAGAUCAUCUUCAUGAUUGUCGCGGACUUCGUCUUCCAAGGAGUAGUCACCAUUCAACCGGCCUUCGGGAUCACAUACGUCAUGUGUUCGUUGCUACAGGUAAUGGUCCUUCUAUACCUCGCAUACAUGUUCAUCCACCUUAUGUGGAAGAAGAAGAAGGAUCCUGACAACGCAGCCAUUCCAUACCUCACAGCUUUAGGGGACCUCCUCGGUUCCGUUUUCUUGGGCCUGGCCUUUGUCAUCCUGUCCAUCUUCGGUAUGCAGUACGGGAGUAACGCCCAGUGAAUUAAAAAAUAUAUUUAAAUUAGUUCAAAGCUUUAUGAAGACUUAGAUAGAUACUUUGUGAAAGAAGUCAUCUUGUAGAACCAAUUAGAUUUGCACAAAAAGUUACAUGCGUAGACUUUGUCCAAGAAUAUUGUCAGUUGGUAAUCGAUCGUUUAUUUUGACAAAAAUGUCAAUUUUUACUUCAUGUUUAAUGUCCUAUUUUAGAAAUUAAAGACGAUGGAGUGUAUAAUAAUGAAAUGGUCUUUUUAGUACGUGUUAUUCAGGAGUAUCGAAUGGUGCCAAUGUUUUAUAAGUAUAACUAGACGACAUAUUGAAAGUAUUAACGGCAGAUUACUUUUGCAAAUCUGUUAAUUUUAUUUGUAAGAUAUCUUAUGAAGAGCGUGUUUAGAUGAUUCUGAACAUUUGUUGCUCUCUCGAAAAUUAAAUUUAUGUAGGAGUGGUUCUCUCAUUUGGGAGUGCCUCAGUCUGUGAUAUGUGCCCAAAUAUGUGAUUUAUUGCAAUUACUACUAUCGUUUUAAACUUUGACACCAUUUUAUUAGAUCAGGACAAUAAAUUGAAUGUUGGUGUUUUCGAACUAAUAAAUAAGGUUUACUAUAACUAAGGCUGAUUUCACCAAAGCCUGCUUAAGAGUGUAUACGUGUUGAAGAAGAAAGCUUCAAUUAAGUUCUUUAGCAGAUUAAUUAUGAAAAUUAAAUAAAGCUGGAUUAAUAUCCAUGGCAUACACUUUUGUUAAAGAUGUAGCCUUAAUUUUUUGAUGUUGCUACCUAUUUAUUGACGACAUUAUAAAUUACUAUCAUGAUUUGCAUCACUUUUUACAAUUGAAAUAUUUUUGAAAUACACAUUGUAUUGAACGCAUGCUCAUUAAUUAAUUUCUUUUUAAUUAGUAUAGACAUUGAGAGAAUCGGUACUUGGAAUUAGGUGUUAUAAUAGACUGUCUAUAAGUAGAUAGCAUAUCGGUUUAUGAAUUGCUCCUAGAAAAUUGUAGACAUGGUAUACCUAUGUAAAUAUAUAUUUUGUAUUAUUAACAGUUGUGAAAUUACCAGUUAGCAAGUAAUAUUAUGUGAUAUAGUUUGUUAAAUCACAAUUUAGCGUUUUCUGAAAUAUUCAUCAAGUAUUUACUUGAAUGAAAUAAAUUACUUUUAAUUGGUCAGUUCGGUAACAUUAGGCAAUCUUUGCAAAUUUACAAAAGAAACACCAUGCUUUCAUGGUAACAAAAUUUAUGACUUCGCAAAAUGGUUGAGUCAAUAAACUAAACAUAGAUGAAUAUAUAUCAAUCAUUGUUCCUAAAAUCUUAAGAGAAAUGCUGAAUAUUUCAGAAAUACAAACCAAAAGCCACCACCUAUACGUGUAGCUAUAGAUUAUAAAUUGAGUACAAUAAAACAAUUGCUUAGUGUUAAGGUAGUUUCGAGGCCCUAAUAGAAGUUAGUAUAUUUAUAAAACAUUAAUUGAAAUAAAUAAUGGACUAGUGUAAUAAGUGAGCUAUGUGAAUAUGUAUCAUGAUACGUGUAUGUACGUGAUCUCAAGAAUCGUGUACUUAUAAAAAUAAUAAAUAGCUAUGAAAAUAUUGGAACUAAUGUCGGACCUGUUUAUUUACUACCUCCUCUAAAACACCAUGAAAUUGAGAUGAUAUUAUUUUUGCUAUUUAUAGUAUAAAUACUGCUGGAAGUAAUUGUAGAUAACUGUAUAAUUGUAUAUAAUAAAACUGCAAUCAAUGUUGUUUCUUGUUGGAACAUUUGAAAGAGAAAAAAAUUAUAAUGAUUCUUCAAUAUGAGUUAGAACAAAUAAAUCAAAUUAUUUGAAGAAUAUAGGUAUAAAUACAUAAAAAUCUUUAACUUGAGUUGGAUACAUCAAGUUUUCAGCAACAUUCAAAAUAGUAAUGUUGCAUAUAACGUUAUAAUGAUGAUUUAAGUAAUUCACAUAGUCAAGUGACGAAACCUGGACUGCAAAAGUAGAAAAAUAUUAACCCUUAAAAAUACUUUAAAGUUACAUCAAUAAUACCGUUUGCAACAUGAAAACGGCUCAACCUAUCAGGGUUUUUCAAAAUAUUUCACAUUAGAUGGCAACAUAUAAUGAAUAAGUUGGGCCUGUGAGAAAAUAUUUGGCAUACUAAAAUUAUUACUAAUAUACUUAUAAUAUAUAUUCAGCGGGAUCUACAGAGCCGAACCUCGUAUCUUUUACAUUCAAAUGUUCCGACAUAAAACAUGGAAUAAUGCCUUCUAGUGUUGAUUCUAUAUAAUUAAGUCUCAAGUAGGUAUAAAUGAGUAUAUUUUUGAAUGAAUGUGAUAUCAGUUUAUUGAGAUUCUAAUGUUGUAGAUAAAUUGUUAUCUAGUGCUGUAUAAAGAAAUUAUUAUGGUCUAAUAUAUUUAGUUGCCACAGCGGUAGAAGAACUCUCUGCAGACUCUGCACUCUCUCUCUUUCGCAUUUCAUGGCAAGAGUGAAUAGGCACUAUUUGAGCUUGCGUGCACCGCCUUAUCUUCAUCUUGCUUACCAACAGGCAAAUUGAGGUCAAGCGCACUCAAAUUUAGUAUAAAUAUAUAUAUAAAUAUGUGAAUUGGCUAGCCCCAAAGUAAGUUCAAGACUUGAGAGUAUAUACAAAAGUAACUCAUCGAUUUGGACUGUCCGAUGCUGCGUGUCUGUUCCAAGGGCAUAGGUUCUAAUCCUUUCGCCAUGCACAGAUGACUCUUUUCACAGUUAUGUGCAUUAGUUUGAUUAACAACCUAGGCUUUUACAAUGUGGAAAAAUAUGAUUCUAAUAUUAUAAAUGCGUUAGUUUGUUUGUUUGUUGUCUCUUCACGCGUUAUCUACUGAACCAAUGCUCAACUUUUUUAUAAAAAAAAAAUACAGAGAAAAGAGAUGAAUAGAGAACGCUCCACUUAACUUCACCGACAAGAGUUUGCGCUUAAAUUUAAGAAGACGAAGACGUACAAAUAAGAUGUUGAAGAAUGACAUAGGGCACUUCUUAUCCCGGUAACAACUAAGGUUCCCGUGGGAUUUGCGAAAAACCCUUUAUUCUUUCGUAGGUGGCGCAAAUUUUGCGCGGUUGAAGCUGCGGGUAUAAGCUAGUAGACUAAUAAAAGUCAUCGUAGGGUAAAUUCCUUCGGGUUCAAUUUGCAAUAAAAGAGUAUUACACAAAAUUGUCACUGGAACGGAAAUUACGGUAGUUUUUGUUUUUUUUUAGGCGGUUAUGCCGCGGAUAUACAAAUAGUUCCAACUCAUGCAUAUUCUGGAAAAAUUGAAAUAGGGUUUCACCUACUGCCAGCCAUUUUUUAAAUAAUUUUUUUAAACAAAUUUCACACCACAACAUUGAUAGUUUAAGUUACCAUUAAAACAAUUUGUUACGAAUGUAAAUUUAUUUGUAUAGUUAUGGCAAUAAGCAUAAGUUUAUGUAUAAACAUGAAACACCGUCUUGUCCAAGGAAUAGUUUUAAUUGAUUUUAAAUGAAAUAAAUGAACUGGAUAUAA
Amyelois transitella is the source of this 5253-nucleotide messenger RNA. Its product is annotated as solute carrier family 41 member 1. Gene Ontology annotation, biological process: monoatomic cation transport. The transcript is spliced from 12 exons. Bases 309 to 1793 code for a protein of 494 amino acids. The record is from RefSeq and is a predicted model, not a curated record. NCBI's taxonomy places the organism in Eukaryota, Metazoa, Arthropoda, Insecta, Lepidoptera, Pyralidae. Gene Ontology annotation, cellular component: plasma membrane. Gene Ontology annotation, molecular function: monoatomic cation transmembrane transporter activity.